GUCUCUACUUCUAGCAAACUGGUCGAACGCGGUCGAUCUGCUUGGUCGCUCCGACCGCGUGGCUGGCUCAUCGCUCGCCAAACGGUGCGUCGUUGCAACGCCGCAGCGCGUACGACACCAGCUGCUGCGGUGCGCGGCGUCCGCCCUUGUGUAAAGCACUUUUGCAUCGAUGGCGCCCAAGCGCAAGAAGAAGACGACCGAGGCCCCGCGCGGCUCGGACGCGGCGACGCUGAUCGCGCAGUGCCCGCGCGCCGCGCUGGAGGAGCUCGCGCUGCGCAUGUUCGACCAGCCCGGCUCGGUCUCCCGGAAGGAUCUCGAGGAGGCGGCCGCGGCGUGCCGGCCCAAGGCGCCCAAGGUCAUUUCCGUCGGCGACGACAGAAAGGGCACCGGCGCGUUCGACGUGGUCAGCGGUGACGUGCUCGCGCGCAUCCUGCUGGCGCUGCCGAUCCAGGACCGCUACCGCAUCGCGAUCUGCGUCUGCAAGGCGUGGCGCCGCCUGCGGUCCGCGCACGGCCUCUUCACGGUGAUCCGCGCCGGCGGAUUUGACGCGGGCGCGAGGCGGACGUGGCGAAAGGACGCGCUGCGCAUCGGGCCGUGGCAGGAGCACGCGUUCGACAGCAGCGCCGAGACCUCGGCGGCGUCGAGCCUGGGCCUGCACCGCCUCGUCCAGUGGCACGCGCACCGCGACGAGGUCCACACGCUCAGCCUGGCGACGAGCUGCGGGACCAGGUCUUACCUCUCGGCGGACGCCGUCAUCGCUGCGAUUAAGGAUCUCCCAAAGCUCCGCACGCUCGCGCUCAACGGCAAGAGCAUCACGGCCAAGGUCAUGAAGGCGCGGCCGCCGUGCCUGGCGACGCUGAAGAUGCUCGCCGUCGGCAAUGGAUGCAGCGGCAGCCCGGCGCAGUUCGCCGCGAUGCUCGGCGCCGCGCCCAAGCUCGAGAGCCUCGCGGCGUCCGACAAAUUGUGCACCGCCCAGUCGCUCGGCGCCGCCGUGCGCCAGUGGCGCGCGGCGCGCGGCGGCGGCGACCCGCUCCUGGCGCACCUCUACCUCUGCGGCUACGACCACCAGAACUUCGCGCUCAUCAACCAGCUCGGAAACUGGUUGCCGAACCUCGAGACGCUCGCGUUCCGCGCGCCCGCCUACCAGCACGUCUGGAUGCUCGGCGCGCCGCAGUUCUCCACGUUCCAGCGCCUCCACACGCUCCGCAUCGAGGGCAUGGCGGGGUACCAGACCCACGCGUCGACGGAGCAGAUAGAACAGCUGACGGCCGCCGCCCUCAGUGCCUGUCCCAAGCUCGAGACGCUCCAGAUGCUCCACGGUGUGGCUUUCUCGAGGCCGCCGCCGAUCCCGGGGGCGGGGACGGCGUUCCGGACGCUCCCGCCGACGCUCAAGUACCUGGCCAUAUCCGACAUCGUGCUCGACUCGGAAAGCCUCUCCGUCAACUCGCUCGAGGUCCUCCGCCUCAACAACUGCAACAUGGCGCUCGAAGCGGCCCAGAUUUUCUGGCCGGAUCUCGCCGUCGAAGACUUCGAGGGCACGCUAGCUCGGAUAGUAGCUCCAAAGCUCGACGAUUCGGACGACGGCCCGCUCAUCCCCUCGACGGGGGGCGACCCGGGGGAGCCGCCUUUUCAUUUCGGGCGCUUCGACUAGCGGUCGAGUUGGGCGCGUGGCUGAACGUCAGAGCCUGGUCCCCUCUCCUUGUGCCUUGACACGUGA
This is a messenger RNA of Pelagomonas calceolata, 1717 nucleotides long. The record is from the annotation of a GenBank genome assembly. Lineage: Eukaryota; Pelagophyceae; Pelagomonadales; Pelagomonadaceae.